UAUAGUACACGUCACAUGUCACACUUCAACCUUUUUAAAUAUUACAAGAUUGUUGUGCUGACAAGCCUGACAUUGACACAAACACCAACGAAGUACACGACUUGGCCGUUCUAUUUCAGUGUCACAAUCCAUCACAAAAACGUGUUCAACUAUACUGAUAUUGGAGGUACAAGGAUCAUGCUUGGGAACGGGGUUGUUGGGAUCUUGGCAGAAUCUGUGAAUAAAUGGGAAAGAAGGGCACCUUUGACCCCAUCACACUGUGCUCGAUUACUCCAUGGUGGGACAGGUGUUUCUAGGAUCAUUGUGCAGCCUUCCACUAAGCGAAUUCACCAUGAUGCUCUCUAUGAAGAAGUUGGUGCUGAAAUAUCACAAGACUUGUCACAAUGUGGUCUCAUCCUUGGCAUUAAGCAACCAAAGCUGGAGAUGAUAUUACCAGAUAGAGCUUAUGCCUUCUUCUCACAUACACAUAAAGCACAGAAAGAAAACAUGCCUUUGCUGGAUAAGAUUCUAGCUGAGAGGGCAUCGUUAUAUGACUAUGAAUUAAUUGUUGGGGACAAUGGGAAAAGAUUACUUGCAUUUGGAAAAUUUGCUGGUAGAGCUGGAAUGAUUGACUUUUUGCGCGGAUUAGGACAACGGUUUUUAAGUCUUGGAUAUUCAACACCUUUCUUGUCACUUGGAUCAUCUUACAUGUAUCCUUCCCUGGCUGCUGCUAAGGCUGCUGUGAUUUCUGUUGGUGAAGAAAUUGCGACCCAGGGAUUGCCAUUGGGGAUUUGUCCCCUGGUUUUUGUAUUUACUGGUUCAGGAAAUGUUUGUUCUGGUGCACAAGAGAUAUUUAAGCUUCUUCCUCAUACCUUUGUAGAUCCAUCUAAACUACGCGAUCUACAUAGAACGGACAAAGAUCAACCAAGGCAUGCUUCAAAAAGAGUUUUCCAAGUUUAUGGUUGUGUUGUGACUGCCCAAGACAUGGUUGAACCCAAAGAUCACGUGAUAGUGUUUGACAAAGCAGACUACUAUUCACAUCCUGAGCAUUACAAUCCCACUUUCCAUGAAAAAAUAGCACCAUAUGCAUCUGUUAUUGAGAUGGUUUUUAUGCAGACUGUAGAGGGCAUUCCAAAUGUAACCGGAGUUCAGCUUGAUGUGAUGGAUCAUGCCAAUUUGUGUAAGUACAUUGCACAGGUUAACGUUGUUAUAAGUUUGCUGCCCCCAAGUUGUCAUAUUAUCGUAGCGAAUGCUUGCAUUGAGCUGAAAAAACAUCUUGUCACUGCUAGCUAUGUUGAUAGCUCCAUGUCAAUGCUAAAUGAUAAGGCUAAGGAUGCUGGCAUAACAAUUCUGGGAGAGAUGGGCUUGGACCCAGGAAUUGAUCAUAUGAUGGCAAUGAAGAUGAUCAACCAAGCACAUGUGCGGAAGGGGAAAAUAAAGUCUUUCACUUCUUAUUGUGGUGGACUUCCAUCUCCUGAAGCUGCUAACAAUCCAUUAGCAUAUAAAUUCAGUUGGAAUCCUGCAGGAGCAAUCCGAGCUGGGCGUAAUCCUGCCACCUACAAAUGGGGUGGUGAAACUGUACAUAUUGAUGGGAACGAUCUUUAUGAUUCUGCUACAAGACUAAGGCUACCGGACCUUCCUGCUUUUGCUUUGGAAUGUCUCCCAAAUCGCAAUUCAUUACUUUUAAGGGAUUUGUAUGGAAUAACUGAAGCAUCGACCAUUUUCCGUGGAACCCUCCGCUAUGAAGGAUUUAGUGAGAUCAUGGGGACACUGUCUAGGAUUGGCUUAUUUAACAAUGAAGCUCAUUCGUUGCUAAUGAAUGAACAGAGACAAACUUUCAGAAAAUUCUUAUUUGAACUUCUCAAAGUUGUUAGCGAUAAUCCAGAUGGACCAUUGAUAGGAGAGAAUGACAUCAUGGAGCAUAUAUUAACACAAGGGCACUGCAAAGAUCAAAGAACUGCAAUGAAGACAGCAAAAACAAUCAUAUUCUUGGGACUUCUUGGCGAAACAGAAAUCCCUGCUUCCUGCAAGAGUGCUUUUGAUGUUGUUUGUUUCCGCAUGGAGGAGAGGUUAUCAUACACCAGCACAGAAAAGGAUAUGGUGCUUUUGCACCAUGAACUGGAAAUAGAAUACCCAGAUAGCCAAAUUACAGAGAAGCAUAGAGCUACUUUACUUGAAUUUGGGAAGACUCUUAAUGGAAAAACCACAACUGCCAUGGCCCUUACUGUUGGCAUUCCAGCUGCUGUUGGAGCUUUGCUCUUAUUGACAAACAAAAUUCAGACAAGAGGAGUCUUAAGGCCUAUCGAACCUGAAGUAUACACUCCAGCACUGGAUAUUAUAGAAGCUUAUGGCAUCAAGUUGAUAGAGACGACCGAGUAAUUUUCAUCUAUGAAUUGAUGUAUAGGUGUAAAUUAAUGUACACCAUGCAAUGUUUGACGUGAAUAGGAUAAAAUAUAAUAAUUACUGAGUUUAUGGAAUUGCAACUACCAUUCUAUACCAGUGUCAGAAAUGGACCACACGGUACCAGCAUAGUUAUAACACUUACACAUGAAGAUGCCAAUUUCAAUUGCAGCAGUACAAUCCAACCGGUAAUGAAAUUCUAGAAAAAUUGUUAAUUGGUGAUCAA
Molecule: messenger RNA, 2605 nt
Organism: Glycine soja
Lineage: Eukaryota; Viridiplantae; Streptophyta; Magnoliopsida; Fabales; Fabaceae
Product: alpha-aminoadipic semialdehyde synthase-like
Exons: 21
Coding region: 16-2358 (780 amino acids)
Cellular component (GO): cytoplasm
Molecular function (GO): saccharopine dehydrogenase activity
Source: RefSeq, a predicted model, not a curated record